This is a messenger RNA of Saccostrea echinata, 11971 nucleotides long. RefSeq lists its product as uncharacterized. The record is from RefSeq and is a predicted model, not a curated record. The transcript is spliced from 73 exons. Gene Ontology annotation, molecular function: protein binding; calcium ion binding; signaling receptor activity. The coding region runs from base 127 to 10647 and encodes 3506 amino acids. Lineage: Eukaryota; Metazoa; Mollusca; Bivalvia; Ostreida; Ostreidae.
CGUGAUCAACGGAAGAGCAGUCAAAAUCCAUGGACGCCGUUGUUUGAUAGAAGGUUGUUGAUCAGUGAGAGCGAGAAGGUUUUGAUCGAGAAUUUGUAAGAAUUGUUUUACAAUCUACGUCUCAUCAUGCCGUCGAGCCGUCCAGUGACAGGCUCCAAUAAGGCUCGUAAAAAACUCAUCCGACCCAGUUCGGCUUCUGCUAAUCUUCACUGUUAUUCUAUUAGUGUACUUGAUAAUGGCCAGAGACCAGCCACCGCAGCUACGUCUGGGCUGCUUUCAGACAAACCUCCGAGACCUACCACUCAAGCAGGAGGAUCCAGGAAACAAUGGGAACCGCCUAAAGAAGACAACUCUUUCAUCGAGGCGGCAAAACAGCCCCGUCGAUUAACUCUUGGGGCUGUGGACGGAAUUCAGGAAUUGGAGUCCAUCAAACGACCAGGAAGUAUCCAAGGCUCUGUUUCGCAGCAGUUGAAAAAUAAGAUUGAGGAGCAGAUAAACAUUGAAACAUUGGAGCAGCUGAAGCUGGCCUUUGCUGAGGCUGAUGCAAACCAAUCAGGACAGCUGGAUUUGGAGGAGUUCAAGGCCCUUCUCAAACAGAGGCUCUACAUCAAAGGCAACAAAGAGAACCAGAUAGAUGCCCUAUUUAUGAAGAUUGACUGGUCGUCAGAGGGAGUGAUUUCGUGGGAUGAGUUUUGUACGUACAUGCAGUUAGAGUAUGCUGAAAAAGAGGACUCCUACCUCCGAUCCAAAGAAGUCAACUUCCAUCUACCCGCCAAGAUACAGAAUCCACAGCAUAAAAAUCCCAUUCUGAAAAUCACAGACACCCAGGAUGGAACAUUCAUAGCAUGUAGUCAGGAUGGAAUGGUGACUUUCUGGGGAGCUAAUGUAGAACUAAAAGAAACCAAAUAUGUUGUGAACACUGAGGCCAAGAACAAACAGAAGACUAAAUGGAUCACAGAUUUUGUUAUCAUGGCUCAGUGGAAGAAGGUUCUUGUUGGAACUGGAGACAGGGAAAUUCAGUUCUUUGACUCCUCUUCGUAUAAACCAUAUUGUCAAAUCAGUAGUCUGGAGACAGUGCCAUUAAAACUUGAUUAUUGUGCCACUGGAUCAGAUGAAUGUUUGAUUUUAUUUGGGGACAGUGAUGGGUGUAUCAACAUACUAGUCAUAAAUUCUGUUGGAGAAUGUCUCAGGACUUGGAAUAAACUGCCCAGUAAGGAGGGCUUUAUAGCUGAGAUCAGUCUGUCGGAUGCCAUCUCUAAAUCCAAGAUCCAGUUUAUCCGAUGGAAAGUUCAUGGAGACUGGGUACAGCAGUUGAAGUAUUACCACGAAAUAGGUCAAGUUAUAUCCUGUUCUAAUCACCAGGAAACAGCAUUAGUUAUAGGUUGUACCAGUGGGAGCACCAGAGUGGACCAGGGAGGUAACUCUUACACAGAGAAAGCAAAGAAGACCAACGCCAAGCUGAGAUUGGACGCGGACCAGAAAGUGUUCUACGUUUACAAGGGAGUCAAGUGUUUUGACUUCUCUAAAGAUAAAAACAUCAUUGUAACAGGAGGCAUGGAUAGAAUAGUCCGACUGUGGAAUCCUUAUGUCUCAGAUAAACCCACUGCCAUGCUACGGGGACAUAAUGCUCCCAUAUUUUACCUGUUUAUAGCCAAUGAAGAGAAUCGUGUGUUCAGUUUAUCUACAGACAAAUGUAUCAAGGUGUGGGACAUUUUAGAUCAUAAUUGUCUACUGACUGUUCGACCGAAAGGUCACAAAAUCCGUGGAGAUCUCCAAGCCUGCCAUUAUUCCAGUGCUGCCAAGAGUAUGGCCAUAGCAACAGAUCAAAUGGCCAUUCUCAAUCUCAAACAAAAACCAACAAAGCAUGCAGACAUAACAAUCACUCACAAAGAACCGGUGACGUGUGUACGAUUCAAUCCUAGUUUUAAACAAGUCAUCACUUGCUCAGAGAGCUCAGUAAUCAAGCUGUGGGACCUGGAGACAGGAACCCCCAUUUUUGAAUAUGGGGAUGCCCACGGAGAUUCAGCCAUUACUUGUAUGACCUUUGACAACACAGGAAGAAGGUUAAUUACGGGAGGUAGGGAUGGGAUCCUCAAAAUCUGGAACUAUAACAAUGGGCAUUGUCUGAAGGUCCUCAAAAAAGAGGAAGAUAAUGAUGAGAUUUGUGACAUCACCUAUGUAGAGAUGAAUAGAAACAGAUAUGUAGUGUCUGUUGGCUGGGACAAAAGAAUAAACAUUUACUCUGAUUCAGUCACUGAUGUCAACAUCCAUCAUGUACAACAUCCCAAUCCAAACUGGUCUGAUGAUUUAAAAGAUGGCCAUAAGGAAGAUAUCUUGUCAGUGGCUCAGUGUCCCCCCAAUCUGCUGGCAACCUCUGGAUACGACGGUGAAAUCAUUGUGUGGAACAUGGUAUCUGGUCACAUCUUCUGUCAUCUAUCAGCCCCAGUACCCAGUAAUUACGAGGAUCAGUCAUUGGAUGGGGACCUGAGUAUCAAUAAGCUGCUGUUUAUACAGAGCCGAGCUUACAAUAAGGAUGCUGCCUCUCUCAUUGCCAGUGGACCUCGUGCUCACAUCCACUUCUGGAAUGUCUUCCAGGGGGGAACCCUCAUGGCACAGUUCCCAGGAUCCACGACUAAGGGCGCUAUGAUCAGCACAAUGGCAAUCACCGACACAUCGGAUGGAAAUGAAGAUGAAAUCAUGCUAAUUGUAGGAGACAGCUACGGUUUCCUCUUCCUGUUCGAUAUCUCUGGUUAUUGUUUGAUGGCAUCUGAGGAUGAUCCUCCAGAAUUGAUUCACAGUUGGCGUGGUCAUAUAGACAGUAUAACUUGUAUGGAGCUGAUGGAAAAACAUAAACUUCUGAUGACGGCUUCCACAGACUGUACGGUACGACUCUGGAACUUUGACGGGGACUACAUUGGCACAUUUGGUCAGCCUGACCCCUGGGAUAUUUAUAAACCUUCAACGUACCGCCAUCCAAUGGUUCCAUACGAUGUGCUCAUUGACCCUAUGAGUCUUCCGUCUCACCCAGUGAUUGAAGAGAAAAAGAAUACUCAACAGAUUAUCCAUGAAGGAGAAAAUGGUCAUUUGAAGACUCCCCAGUUCACAUUUAAGAAAGAGCAGUUUUACAUUGAUGAUGACACAAUUGCUAAAGAACUUCACAAACUCCAAAGCAUCCUGAAAGAUGAAUCUCUCACAGAGGAACAAGCAAAAGCCUACAAAGGAAAAUGGUUAAGACAUGAGAAAACAAAAAUAAAAGAGAUUGAUCGAGGCGGCCCCAUUUUCUUUGUUCCUGAUGUGUGGGCUGCGUGUCCUGUGAAGUGGACAGAACAUAAUGGAAACUGUUAUUUUUUUACAACACAAGCCUACAGAUAUAAUGAGGCUGAUAUUCUAUGUAGUACACGAAAUUCCACCCUAACUGUCCUAAAAAAUAAUGAUGACUGGAAUUGGUUGCGGAACCAGCUAAAGACUUUACAGACUGACAUCUACUGGAUUGGAUUAAGAGUUUCCAACCAAACAUGGACUUGGUUAGAUGGCACUACAUAUAAUUCAUCAAAUGUACACUGGAAUUUAGACAAGGAACCAAGUGUAACAAAUGCUAGAGCUAGUUGUGCAGCUAUGAUGUCUUAUUCUGGGAAUUAUGGAAAAGUGUUUGCUCGAUACUGUUUGGAGUCUCGCCGUGUUAUUUGUGAAAAGCCAAAUGAUUCCUUUGAGUUGUGCGACUCUGGGGACAACUGGGAAUAUAUCAAUGGAUACUGUUAUAAAUUGUUUGAGGAGAAGAGAAACUGGUUUGAUGCUCGAACUGUUUGUCAACAGAACAAUGGUGACCUAUAUAUCCCAACAACUCGUAUGAUGGUACAGUCCAUCAGUGACCUCAUUCCUUGUCGAACUCCUGAGGAGAAAGCUUGGUUAGGGAUUUCAGACACUACCUGGCCUGGACACUUUGUGGGUAUAAACAACAAAACAUUAAGAUAUCAAGCAUUUUACUCUUAUGGAAGAACUAUUGUAAAGAGAGGUUCCACUUGUGUUUACUCCAAUCCCAUGUCCAAUUUCUACUGGCAAGCUACACUCUGUAGUGAUGAAAACAAAUUCUUAUGUGAGAAAAAAGCAGGGACUUGUCCAGUAGGCUGGCAGAGUUACUUAGACAACUGUUACCAGAUCAAUGACAUAAGUGGCUUACGAUCCACCUGGUUCAUUGCUAAGCAGUACUGUGAGAACCAAAACACAUCACUUCUGAUAAUUGGAAAUUCAGCAGAGGAUCAUUUCAUUCAACAAUUAAUGAACAACCAGAAAGUCACUACAGCUUGGAUUGGUUUCUCGGAUGAAUCUCAAGCUGAUGUGCUGAAAUGGGUGAAUGGUAACCUGGUGUCUGGUAACUAUACAAACUGGAGCUCUGGCUUCCCUAAACCCAGCCCUAAUCAGGCUGACUGUGGCAAGGUUCAGGCAGGAUCCUCAUUGUCUUCUUGGUCCAAUGGAUACUGUUUUAUAUCACUGCCAUUUAUAUGUAAAGCUAAAAUGAUAACAAGAAUCACAAAUGUCAAAAAACCAGCCCAGACUCAUUGUAAUAGUGGCUGGUUACAGUACAGAUCUGAUUGUUAUUUAUUUGGGAAUGACUCACUCCAGUCCUGGACCAAUGCUAGACAUGUCUGUUAUAGUUAUGGUGGUGACUCUGACUUAACUACAAUUAGAGAUCCGUAUGAGCAAUCCUUUAUCACAGAACAUAUACCUGACAUUGGGACAUCUUGGAUUGGACUAAAGUACAGUGCUGAGUAUCAGAAAUUUAGAUGGGUGGAUACAAGAUUUGUCAAUAGUGGGUUUCAGAAUUUUUUCCCCGGUGAACCAGAUGAUGUAGAUGAUGGUGAUUACUGCGUCAAAAUAAAGUCUGGACGACAGGAUUUUACAGGAGCCUGGGAUGAUGAAAACUGUACCAGUCCACUGAGUUUUAUAUGUAGAAAAAAAGCAGAACCUGGAGCAAUGUCAACUGUACAGCCAUCAACUACCCCAGCACCUUGGAAUGCUGCAUGUGGUCAGGGAUGGAUAUCAAACACACUCAGUAGCACAUGCUACAAGGUGGUGCUGGGAAAACCAAAGACAUGGAAUGAAGCAUUGUGGGAUUGCAACCAAAUGAUGGGCACCUUGCUCAAUAUAGAAAGUGUUAGAGAGCAGCAUUACAUUCAAGGAAUUCUGAGCACUGGUGUAUAUGCCAGCAUUCAGUCAAACUUUUGGAUUGGUGGAUCUGAUGCCACAAGGGAAGGUGGCUGGGAGUGGAUCAAUGCCACACUACCUUUUGCUUAUCUCAACUGGCAUCCAGGGGAACCAAAUGAGGCCUUGACAGGGGAGGAUUGUAUGGAGAUGGUCACCUCCUGGGGGUACCAGUGGAAUGACAAGCGAUGUGACCAUGAACAACAGUAUAUCUGUAAAAAGCCAGCCAUAUUGCCAACAACUACAGCUGGAGCACCAACUCCACUCACGCCAAAGAGCUGUGUUGCCCAGCCCCUUAUUUCUGGGGACUACAGUGUUCUAGAUGACAGGAUUACAGCCACAUCUGUCCACGAUACUGGUCACUCUGCUCAAGCCUCCAGGAUUUACCCUGGAAGUAAAGGUGGCUGGAGAGCUCUGUCAAAUGUGAAGGGCCAGUUAAUCCAGGUGUCAUUUUAUUACAUGACCAUCAUUAAGGGUGUUGUCACAAUGGGUCGCUCGGAUGCCCUUGAGUGGGUCAUGAGUUACAAGAUUCGUUACCAGUAUGACUAUUACUCUGAGUGGAACUGGUAUGAGGAACCUCCAGGAACUGUCAAGGUGUUUACUGGAAACACAGACAACAUGAACCCAGUGAACAAUACAAUACAGUUCCCUAUAGAGGCUAAGGCUAUCAGACUGUACCCUGAAACCUGGCAUGGUUCUAUCUCCUUACGCUGGGACAUAUUAGGGUGUAUUGAAGAUUUCUGUAGAGAUGAGUAUGCUGUAAGUGGACCACUGAUUGUGGAUGACAACAAAAUAACUGUGUCCUCCAUGUCAGACCCAAACCAUAGUAACACAGCAGCAAGGCUUCACAGCAUCAACCCCCUAAAGCUACCGGCGGGGUGGAAGGCUGCAGUGGAUGACAGUAAUCAGUGGCUUCAAGUAGAUCUAGGGAAAUCCAUGAUAAUCCGAGGAAUCACAACCAUGGGGAGCACGCUCAGACAAGAGUGGGUCACUUCAUAUAACAUCAUCUACCGUGUGGAUACCCAGGAGAACUUCUAUCAGGAACCUUAUGGAAAUGUGAAGACAAUCCUUGGAAAUGUAAACAACAAUGACACAGCAACCUACUUCUUCAAACUCCAGUUUGCAGCUCGUUACAUUAAAAUCAUACCUAUCACUUUCCAUGGAGGAAUCUCUAUGAGAUUUGAUGUUCUAGUUUGUCAACAUGGCUGUAAUGCAGAGCCCCUCAUCAGUGGCAAGAAGAAGCUACCUGAUGAUAUGAUAAAUGCCUCAUCUUCAAUGGACAAUGACCAUGGCCCUGCACGAAGUCGUCUAAAUCAGCCCUCCCAGGGGACAUACGCUGGGGCAUGGGUUCCUCUCUACCAGGACACACAUCAGUAUAUAGAGGCAGAUUUUGGUGUUGGAAUACAGAUUGUUGCUAUAGCAACUCAAGGUCGUCAGGAGAGAUCAGAGUGGGUAACCCAGUACACACUUUCUUACUCUGUGAAUGGAGUACGAUGGCUUAUAUAUGAUGCAUUCACCAGAGUUCCCAUUAAAUUUGAAGGUAACUUUGAUAGCAACACAGUGAGGAAACAUUACUUGAGCAUCCCAAUGAUAGCAAGGAAAAUAAGGCUGUGGCCAACAAACUUCCACUCCAGGAUAGCUCUGCGAUGGGAGGUUUAUGGGUGCCCAGGUGCAGAUUCUGGAACCAGAGUUGGUUGCUAUGCUGACAAUCCACAUGACCGAGAUUUGACAUACGAACCAUUUACUGACCCAUCAGUUGGAAUGUGGCCACCCAUGUGUGUUCACCAUUGUUUCAACAAAGGAUAUUACUAUGCUGGUCUGCAGGCCCAGUUUAAAUGUUUUUGUGGUAAUUCAUAUGGGAGAUAUGGACCUGCCACAGACUGUAACCUGAGUUGUUUCCCUUUGACAAGAUACCAAUGUGGAGGGAGACAAUCCAGUAUGAUCUACACAACAGGACUCACUCCUGCUAAUUCUGUCUGUCUGCCGGACUGGAAAGACUACAACAACCAUUGUUAUCUGAUGAUCCUGAAUAAGUAUAGCUGGAAUAUGGCCCGGUCCAAGUGUCAAUCCAUGGGAGCUGACCUGGUCACCGUCAACAGUCAGGCCGAGCAGGACAUGGUCUACAGCAUUAUCAGCAGCAACCAGGGAUCAGAUGUUUGGAUUGGCCUGAAUGACCAUCAUGAGUCCAACUUGUUUGAGUGGGUCAGAGGAGACAGGGUUAGGUUCACCAACUGGAACGUCAAUCAACCGCGACAACCUGGGAACACCAACCAGAAAUGUGUAAUGCUUAAUGCUACGGAUGGAGGCUGGCAGACAGACAAUUGUGACUCUACUUAUCAGUUUGUAUGUCAGGCGGACAAGAGACCCUCCGAGAAACCCACCACUACGCCUCAAGUCCAGGGCUGUCAACAAGGUUGGACUGCCUACCGCUGGUCCUGUUAUUUGGUAUUAGACAUGCCCCGAGCUUUUCUGGAUGCCCAGAGGGUCUGUAGGGACAAUAGAGCCACCCUUGUACAGAUCAAUGACAGGUAUGAGCAGUCUUACUUAUCCAGUGUCCUUGGACAGAAGACAGGCAUGUACUGGACAGAUGUGACUGAUCUCCGGUCACCUGGAACAUAUCGUUACUAUGACAGCGGAUUCCCGUACCUCACCUACACAAACUGGGGUAAUCAGAGACCAGCAGGUGGCACCUCUCGCUGUGUGGCUAUGAACUCGGGGGCUCGUGCAGGGUUGUGGUACGAUAUCCUGUGUAACAUGACUUCAGGGGCAGUGUGUGAGAAGAUGAGACUAGGGUUCACAUCUCCUGCCACUCCCCCUCCAACAACAGUAGGCACACCUUGUCCUAAUGGCUGGACUGAAAUCAACAACUACUGCUACCAGGUAAACAAUAAGCCUCAGAACAGAAUGGCUUAUUAUAAUGAUGCACAGGAGGACUGCAGAAACCAGGGAGCUAACUUAGCCAGCUUCCACAAUGCUGCAGAUGCCAACGCCCUCUGGCGAGGACAACUGGUAGGGGCAACAACUAAUUACUGGAUAGGGUUGGACGAUAAUCAUGUUGAUGGAAACCAGAAAGUAUACAGAUGGAAGGAUGGAUCAAGUCUGGAUUAUGUGAACUGGGCAGACCAUGAACCAAACAACUUCCACGGAUCAGAAGAUUGUGUGGAACUAGUUGUCUGGAAUGGAAAGUGGAAUGAUGUGAACUGCUACUCCAAACGAAAUUGGAUUUGUAAAAUCCCUAAAGGUUCCCAUUCUUACAAAAUGAGAACGACGCCAUUUGCUCCCUCAGCUGGACCCCCUGGAAGCUGUGGUUCAGACAUUGGCUGGGUGUUCUACAAGAACCACUGUUACCUGAUUGCCGAUGGGGCAGGGAACCAGGCUAAGACAUGGAGAGAAGCUCGGCGUUUCUGUCAGACUAAGGGUGGGGAUCUUAUUGCUGUCAACAGUGUACUGGAACAGUUCUUUAUUCAGCAUCAGAUCCUAAAUACCUCAGCAGCAGAUUUAUGGAUAGGAUUGAGUGAGGUGGACUUUGGCAUUGGAUACAAGUGGUCUGAUGGCAGUCCGGUGUCGUUCGUUAGCUGGUAUCCAGGAGAACCCAAUGACUUCUUUGGUGCUGAGGACUGUGUGGAAAUCAGAGUUGCUAAUGGUAAAUGGAAUGAUGAACACUGUUCAAGUAGACGGGGAUUUGUUUGUGAGAAGAGACUGGGAGCCACCCCUACAAAUCCUGCCCCUCCCAAAAUCCAGGGGAACUGUCCAGGGGGAUAUUCAGCUGCACAGUACAGCAACAAAUGCUACAAGGUGUUUACCAGUCCUAUGUCAUGGUCCAAUGCAUCCAAAUUCUGUGUGGCUCAGGGCAGGGAGAAGUAUUACUUGGCCAGCAUUAACAGUGAUCUUGAUAAUGCUUUUGUGACAACUUUGCUGAGGGGGUUGAACAUCAGCCCCUGGAUUGGUCUCCGCUUGAGCAAUGGAGUUGUACGUUGGGCUGACAAUAAUGAUGUCACUUACACAAAUUGGUACAAGGGAGAACCCAAUGGGGGAUCAGGAAGUACCAUGUGUGGAAGGAUAUAUGGAUAUCAACACAAUGCUGGGAGAUGGGAUGAUUUAGGCUGUGACAAUAAGGAACCUUUCAUCUGUGAAACCAUGAGAAAAACCUAUAUUACCACACCAGAACCCAUACCUAACCCAUGUAACAGUAAACAAGGAUACAAGCCUUUUGGUAAUGGAUGUUUUAAGUUUGUCUCCAAUCCUAAGUCAUGGCCCGAUGCUCGAGCUGACUGUGCGAGACAAGGGGCCUUCCUGGUGACAAUCUCUAGUGAGUUUGAACAAGCCUUUGUCAGACUCUUAGUGGAUGGUGUUGAAACAUGGAUAGGACUUAAUGAUAUCAAGAGCACUGGUACAUUUACAUGGAUGAACACUGUGUGGCCGGUGAUUUACACAGCCUGGGAUGUUGGACAGCCCAGUGAACACACUGGUGCCUGUGUCAGCAUCAACAGCACCACAGGAAAAUGGCAGACUACCAACUGUACACAGACUUUAUCUUAUGUCUGUAAAAUCACAUCAGAUAAUCCCCCAGUCACACCUCCAGCACCUAACAACCUGUGCUCUGGACAUGAAUGGCUCCUAAAUGGAAGCAAAUGUCUGCUAUUCCGUCCCGAUGAUUAUAGGACAUAUCUUGAUGCAACCCUUGAAUGUCAGAGUCACAGGGCAUCUUUGGUGUCUAUACACAGCAUGGCACAGAACCAGUUCUUACUAAAAACCAUCCAGGCAAAGUACUCAGUACAAACUGAGGGAUUCUGGGCAGGUCUUCACAAGUCUUCAUCAUCUGGAUUUAGCUGGUCUGACCAGAGUCCCACAAACUUCUUGAACUGGGAUGCUAAUGAGCCUUCAUCACAUGACCAGUGGGGCAAUAAUGAGAAUUGCGUGGAGAUUCAUGCCUGGAAUGGCAAAUGGAAUGACCUGGACUGUACACAAAAACGGGGCUACAUCUGUCAGCGAAAUCCAGUAUCAGAUGUUUAUCCCCAUACACCACCACAGCCCUCUAAUUCAACCUUUCCUUCACCAAGCGGUACCCUGGCACCAGCCAGUCCACCGACCCAAGGACCCCCAGGAGCGAGUUCAACACUGAAACCCCAAGGACCUUCAGUACCAACAAUAAACAGACCUACAAAAAUACCAACUCCCCCACCCUACACAGGACCUAGCGUAACAGGUGCAUCAAAGGACAGUGGUGGAUCCUCGCCUCUGAGUGGUGGAGGUAUAGCAGGAAUCUUGAUUGCUGCAAUCAUUAUUGCUGUUGUUAUAAUAGCGGUUCUUGUGAUCUUCAAAAGGAAACAGCAAGGGGGAGGUGCAGCUCUCAGCUUUGAAAACACAACAUACAGAUAUGAUACAGGACAGGAAAAUGGGAAAUUACACCUGAAUCAUCAGGAGACAGAUUCAAAAGAUGAAUGUUAAAUCAUGCUUGGUGCAGUGACAUAAUGGCAGUAUUAUUAUCAGACAUGUGAUUGUGAUUUCUAUUUGAUAUUUUAUCAUUUUUUCUUUUUCAUUACCAUGCAAUACUAUUUAACAAGCAUUUGAGAGGUACAAUGUACUUCAUUUAUUCUCAUAGGUCAUAAUUGUGCAAUAAAUGAUGUGUGACUGUAGCAUUGUACAUAAAUGUACAGUUGAGUCAUUCGUAUGUAGUACCAGUAGAAAGUAUAACAGAAGGAAAGAAGACAAUCAUUUUUUGUGCUUGACAGGUAGCCUUUGAAAUGUGAAAUAAUUUGGUUCUUUGAAUAAUUGGCAUAGAUGGUACAAAAGCAUGAGUUGCCAUGUCAGGUAAAUUGUUAUUGUUUCUUUAGGCAGAGACUUGCACUACUGCCUCAGUCCAUCUAGCUAUAGAGGGCACCUGCUACAGGGUGUCCCAAAAUAUAUGAUACCAUUUGAAAUAACCGUCAGAAACACGUCUUGACCAAUUUCUUUGAUAUUUGUCUCAUUUAAGUUGGAAUAAAUACAAUAUUUUGCAAUAAAAUAUUCAGUAAAAAAUUCUCACAUGGUUAGAAUUAUAAUCCAGAAUAUAACCACAGAGAAAUGCACUGCUGUCUUAAAUUAUGGAAUUUUGUGCAAUGUUUUAAUAUGAUCAUUACCCAGAUUGGAUGUCAUUUAGAGGACAUCAUUUAAAAACCAUAGCAUUUUUUAAAGUGUACUUAUUUUGUCCUGUUCCUUUCAAUGUCCGUCAAAUUGUGUGAAUAAAAUUGUACAGUAUAUGCAAUGUUUAUAGCGCAUUUGUUGUAAUUCAAUAUUCAUUAUAUUAUUUUUUACAUUAUCAUGAAAUGGUCUCAUAUAUUCUGGAACACCCUGUACUAGGCAAUACCCUUUGAUGAAAUUAUGUACCAGUUAGAUAGAACAUUUAUAAAAUGAGAAAUUAAACCACAUCAACAUUUGGAAAAAGAAAUCCUUAAUAUUUAAUACAUGAUUUACAGAUCUGGAGGAAAAAAUGAUAGUGUCUUGGAAAUCUGGUUUACAUUUUCACAGUUACUGGUUUAUAAGAUAAUCUGUCAAACUGUGUGUUGAUCAAACUCUCUGUCUUGAUGCCCAAGAACACCUGAUCAAUUUGAAUUUAGGUCAUAUUUUGCAAUAAACAAGGAAUCAAGAGGUAUAGUUAUAAAAAAUAAGUGCUAAUUCAAACCGUUUUUAUUUCAUAUACAAGACAUUAACAGGGAAUAAAUAAAUAUAUGUAUAUUCUAUCAAAACAUGUAAAUAUAAUAACAGUAUAAAAUUAUUAUAUAUAAAUAAGCAC